CUCUCUCUCUCUCUCUCUCUCUCUCUCUCUCAAAUGGAAAUGGAAAUCCCUGAUGAUUUCUGCUCCUAUGUUAGUGCACCCGCUAGUCCUGGUAGAUAUUGCAGCUCUGCCAAUAACAACAAUGUUUGCUUCUUUAGUGUCCCAACUAGUCCUAGGAAAAGGACCAUUUCAUCAACUUCUGAUGACCAUCCAACACCACCCAUGACACCAUAUCACGAUGCCAAUUCCGACCUCGACGACUUUGAAUUUGAUACCAGUCACAGUUUCAAUCUUGGUUCGGUUGGUAAUGUGACUAGCCAGAAGGUGAAAGACUUGCUCGAACACAAGCAGCACGAACAAAUGCAAACCAUGGCAUUUGCUGACGACCUUUUCUGCGGCGGAAAAGUUAUCCCGCUUGCACCUCCACUCAAACUUCCACCCCGUCUUGGUCAACAAAGAUAUACCAACCGAAGCCCAACCCCAUCUACCCAAGGGUCACCGAGUUUUGGGAUCAAAAUGCCGUUUUCGCAUAGGACGUUGUGGAAUGAUGAUUUUGAUCCAUUCAUGGUGGCACUGCAGCAUGUCAGGAAGGAGGAAAAGAGAGGAAAAGCAAAGACACAGGCUCGUGACAUGUCCGACCUGAAUGACCAACAGAAUAAACAAACUGGCCUGCCAACACCAAUUUCCUCACCUUUUGUGAACUCCCCAAGUCUGCUACAAAGUCCAAAAAGGCUGGCUCUGCCCAAAGGACUGGAGUUUGCAAGACAAGUUAGACUAAUACGAAUGGAUCAUUCCGAGAGAUGCAGUGACCCCAAAUUGGAGACGAGGAUGCCUAAGAAUAACAUUGCUCAAGAAAGUGGGCCUUGUACAAAGCAAACCAAGGGGCAGAAAAUCGGAAGGCUUUUAUUGAGUGUGUCAUUUGGGAAGGCAGAUGAUGAAGACAAAAAGGGAAAAGAUCAAACUUCCGAAAUAUUGAAAAAGACAACAUUUCUAAGGAGACUAAGCUUCAAGUCAGGAAGAUUAACCAGCUGCAAAGCCGAGAAGAGGAUAUCUAAUCAACUCACCAAGAUGCCGCUAGUACAAUUCAGGCCGAGGCUCUUACUCUGUAUGGGUUAUAAGGCAAGGUAUGCAAAGUGAACCAGCCAGUGCCAUAGCAAAAAUAUUGUCUUCUUUAAAAUCCUGCAUUCAUGUCUUGAACUGCCAAAAGGAGCAAAAAAAGAAGUUAUUGUUGUCACUUAUAUAAUGUUUCUGCUUACUAUUCUUUUACAGGCAUCAACAUUUCAAUUGAUUGUGUAAACAAAGUUUUUUCCUUUUCUUUACCUGGAAACUGGAUUUAUAGAAGAAACUACGUGUUUUAGAUUGUAAUCAUUCACUCCCAAUGUGAA
This is a messenger RNA of Malus domestica (apple), 1364 nucleotides long. RefSeq lists its product as uncharacterized. Lineage: Eukaryota; Viridiplantae; Streptophyta; Magnoliopsida; Rosales; Rosaceae. The record is from RefSeq and is a predicted model, not a curated record.